Molecule: messenger RNA, 756 nt
Organism: Talaromyces atroroseus
Lineage: Eukaryota; Fungi; Ascomycota; Eurotiomycetes; Eurotiales; Trichocomaceae
Exons: 1
Coding region: 1-756 (251 amino acids)
Source: RefSeq, a predicted model, not a curated record
AUGUCAUCUGAACAAGCUAGCUCCAACCCCGACCUCAAUCAAGAGACCAACUCCCCAGCUGGCUCUCAAUCCCCUCAACAACAGCAGCAGAAGAAGCCACCCAAGCUUAACAGGAAGAAGCCUGCCGCUGAGGAGCCACCUCAGAAAGAAGAAGAAAAGCCUUCGGAACAAGAUCAGCCGGAAGAAGAACCCAAACAAGAAGAAGAGGAAGAACAAUCCGAGACUAUAAAACAAGAACCUGACGGCGACGACGACGAAGAAGAACAAAAACCAGAGCCCGAGGCGGAGCCAGAGCCGGAACCAGAACCAGAACCACAGCCCCGACGACGAAACCGACAGAGUCGUCCAAAUAGAAGAGUACGGAGACAACAAGAUCCUGAAGACACCGAGGAAAUCGACCGUAGCGACAUGGAACCACAGCAACAACGAGGCGGCCGUCGCAACCGUGCCCGCAGUGGCGGUAGCCGACAGCAGCAGCAAGGAGGCGGAGGUCAACUAGGUCCUCUCGGAGGCGUAGGCGAUGUCGGUAACACCGUCAACGGAGCAACAGACAUGGUUCAAAACACAGCUGGAAAAGCCGUCAAUGGCGUUACCGACUCAGCCGGUAAAGCUGUCGGUGGAGUGCUCGGUGGUGGACAAAAGGAUGAUGAUGGCGGCAAGGAUGAGCAGCUCCGACUGCGGCUGGAUCUGAAUCUGGAUAUUGAAGUUCAACUCAAGGCUAAGAUUCAUGGUGAUCUAACUUUGGGGUUGUUGUAA